AUGAGUGAAGAAUUAAAAGACACUUUUGAUGGUUAUUUAAUGUUUGACUUUUCUAAUUUUCAUGGUUUGAUGGCUUAAACAUUUGACAAUGAAGAGAUUGACAUUCCAAGAGUAGAGAAACAACCAAAAAGAAAAGCAUAUAACAUUCCUGGUCCUUAUCUAGAUAGUCCUCCAAUUGAAUUUGAACGUAAAAAAAUCAGUUAAGUAAGGCAGCGGUGAUUGCAGUGAAGGAAUUUUAUUUAAUGGACAACUUGGUGAAGAUGACAUUCCAGAAGUGAAUCUAGAUGAAGAUUGCUUAUCAAAUUUCAAUUAUUCCACUUCAGGGUUCAAUUUAUUAGCGAACCUAGAUUUUGAACCUGAUGAAGAUGCUUAUGAUAAUGCUAUUAAUGCUACAAGUGAACCAAACUCUUUACAUCAUCGAAAUUCUAAAAUAUCAAGAACCAAAAAAAUAUCAAUAUUUUCUCCUACCCUACAAUUUGAUGACAAUGUGGAUCAAAAAAUAUAGAUGAUAACUUUGCAGAAUAUGGAAUUAUUAAAAAAAGAAGAUCAUUAUGACAUAGAUGAUUUCUAUAAAUUUCUUACAUCCUUGGAUUUCCUCAAUGUUUCUAAUUAGAAGCAUAAUGAUGAUUUGAUGAAAGUAGAUCAAUUAUUUCAUUUGGUUUAAAUCAGAUAAUUUUUUGAUAAAAUGGUAGUGAUCUUAUUUUAAAAGACUGAUCAAUCACAUUCUAUUAGUUAUACUUCGAAACUGGACUCAUUUAAAGAGAAAAUGGAUCACUUUAUCAACUUAGUCUAAUAUAUGGUUGAUGAUGGAACAUACAGACAGAAAUCUCUGAGAGAUUAGCAUGUCUUUAAAAAAGAUUAUACUCUAACAAUGUCAGUAGCGUUUUUUAAGGGAUUAGAAAUAAUCUCUUUGUAUAAAUCAUUGUUAAUGCAAAAGAAUAUGCAAGAUAGAUUAAAAAGGGUACUUACUAUAAUAUUUAUUAUAGUAUACAACAGCAAAGAAGAAUCUACAUUCAUAUUGGAGAUUGUGGGGACUUAUUAAAGAGUUUGAGAUUUCAUUUGUUUAGAAAAAUAUUUAAAAAUCCCCCAAUCUAACAAAUUCUACUUUAGGAAAUUAAAAAGAAUCUGUUGAAUUAGCUAUUCUAGAUCCUCAUGCAAAAAUUUAGAUAGCGAGAAAUAAAGAUAAUAAUAAUAAAAUAUCAUUGUAAGGCUUCGAUAAAUAUCUGAAUAAACCUUCUUUAAAAAAUACUAAUUAUUGCUUUGCAGGAAAAUGGAAUCAGAAAAAACUCCAAACAAGUCAAUAUUCAAUCUAUUAUUAGAAUAGUUAAACAGACUAAUUGGAUUAUUGAACUAUGAUAUAUCAUUAUUACAUAAAUUAAUAUUUUCAUUUUAAAUGGCUUUUACUUUUGGCACUGCAAGUUAUUUUCUGAACAAAUCAAGUAAUAUAGAAAUUGAUUUUAAUUGUUAUUGUGGUAUGUUAACAUCAAUAACUAGAAAAGCAUGAAUUAUAGAGUAUGGUAACAGAAUGUACAAAAUUUUUUGUCCGUAAAGCUAACAUCUAACCUUAAAUAGCCUUUUAGGAAUUGUAUAAAUAUUUUAUAAUAUCAAAAUGAGUGUUUAAUGUUACAUUAAAGGAGAAACAGUGUUACUAAGACCUUAUCAAUAAAUUUGUAAUUCAAAAAUGAAUCGAUUAGUGUUUGUGAUAAACUUCAAUAAAGUACGCUUCCAAAACCUAAAACAAUUAGAUUUUUGAAAGUUUCGAAGACAAGUCAGGAUUUGAUUAUUUCUAACUAACAAAAUUAUUAUGUUCAGACUUUCCUAGAGAUAUAGUUGUUAGUUCACUCUCCUUGUAUGCAAAUCUUGAUGAAGUAAUUUAUUGUUUUAUUAUGAAGGAAUUGCUUUUCAAGAAAACAUUCACUUUACUCUAAUUUUGUAAAGCUCUUUUGUUUGAAUUAUUAUUUGAAAACAUUCUUCAAGAAUUAAAUACAAAAUUGAAUAAUAAUGGAAUUAUUGAUAGUAUUUUACCAAUUUUGAAAAAAUACUAUCCUAAUAAUGAUGAAUAAUUAUAUUUGCCGAAUCCAGCUGCAAUUUUUGAAUGUUUAAUGAAAUUUAGCAAUGAGAAAAAUAAAGCAUGCUUACAUCCAAUAUUGCCAUUUACAGUGGACAUGUUUUCAAGUAUUCUGUUGUUUAAAAUUUUAGCCCAGUAUUUAAAUGGAGGGAUCGUUGAAUUUAGUAGCCUAAAAUAACAACUAUUUAAGAAUACAAAAGUUGAUGUUCAACUUACAAAAUUGAUUAAUUUAAUUGAAAACUCCAAUUAAAGAAUAUAGGAUUGCUCAAGAUUAGAUGAGGAUGAAAACAAGAAGAAAAAACAAAAAUGAG
Paramecium primaurelia is the source of this 2379-nucleotide messenger RNA. The record is from the annotation of a GenBank genome assembly. Lineage: Eukaryota; Ciliophora; Oligohymenophorea; Peniculida; Parameciidae.